AGUUCUGGGAACAGUCAUGGCAAGAGCGGCAGCGUCGUCAUUGGCUCUGGAUCAGGCUCGACCGCGGGUACCGUGUCCCUUCAAGGUGGAUCAUCUUCGACGGCCGACGGUGGAUCGAUCAUGCUUUCCUCGGGUGUGUCCAGCGUCGCGCCCGCAGGUCGUGUGAGCAUCCUCGCAGCCAACGGAACUCAAGACGGUGGCUCGAUUCAGCUCGUUGCUGGCUCAUCGAUGGAGAAGCUUGGUGGCUCGGUUGACGUCUCGUCAGGGACGUCAGUGCAUGGCAGCGGCGUGAUUGCUUUGGCCAGCGCCGAUGGCGCCAUGUCGCUACGAACGACAUCAGGUAAUGUCACGAUUGCGUCAGCGGCUGCGAAGGCGGCUGCGGGGGACAUUUCCCUCGCUGCGGGUCUCGGUGGCAGCGUGUCGAUCUCAAGUGGCGACGCUCUGGUUGGUGUGUCUGCAACUGGUGACGUGAGUUUGGCCGCUGGCAUCUCGGUGCAGCGCCGUGUUGGCCAAGUUUCCAUCACGAGCGGUCAUCAAGAUGAAGCCGGUGGCGACGUUGCCAUCGCGACGGCAGCGUCUACUAAGGGCACUGGCGCCGUCGUUAUUGGCUCGGGUGCAUCGAAAGAAUCAUCUGGUGCCGUGACCCUGCAAACAGGCGCAGCCAACUUGCGGUCUGGUGACAUGGUCGUGGCUUCUGGGCAAGGCGCGCUUGUCGGCGGUCAUCUCAACUUGACUGCGGGCGACUCGGCGCAACACGGUGGCUCCGUCACUGUUUCUGGUGGUCGUGGCACAACAAAUGCUGGCUCUGUAACGGUACAAGGUGGUGACAGCGGCGGCAUGGUGCGAGUCCUUGGUGGCUCGACAACCGCCAAGAAUACCGGCGGCUCCGUUGAAGUUGUCGGUGGUGUGUCAACGACGACCAAGCAUGGCAAUGUCACGCUUCGUGGUAUCGCUUUGGCAUCGGCUGCAAGCUUGGUCGCUGAAGGCGGCUCGGACGCGAUCGGUGGCGCCUUGGUUCUCUCGGCGGGCACUGCUACGAAUACGGGCGGUGCUGCUGUACUGGUGUCCGGCUCCGGCUCAGUCUCAGGUGCGAUCACGGUGUCAUCGGGUGCGGCGUCAGAAGCGACGGGUGCAACCGUCAUUCAGUCGGGUGCCACAUCCAGUGGGACCUCGGGCAGUGUGCAAUUGAGCUCUGGCCAAGGCGCCACGUCUUCGGGGAACGUUUUGCUCGGUUCUGGCCCAUCGGCGACCGCCAACGCUGGCACUCUCGAUGUAUUUGGUGGCUCGAGCGACCAAGGCCGUGGUGGCGACGUCGCGAUUCGUAGUGGCUCGAGUCGUCUUUCUCAAGCAGGCUCGCUGGUUGUCCAAGUCGGGAACUCGGGUGCUGCACGCGGCGAAGACCUCGUGUUGCUUGCUGGUGCGACGACGGGGUCUAUGAUGGCUGGGGGGACCGUGGCCAUCUCUGGUGGCGCUGGUACUACUGGCGGCCGCGUGCAACUCACUGCUGGUCAUGGUGUAACUGGCGGCGACUUGGCACUUGUCUCUGGUAAUGGAACGAUGGCGUCUGGCAACGUCUUGGUCGCAUCAUCAACGUCGGCUGGGUCGUCUGGCACCAUCAACGUGCGCUCGGGCGAUUCGUCGGCAGGUUCGUCUGGCGCGAUCGCUCUGAGUAGCGGUAACGGCGCCGUCUCUGGUGGUAUUCGAAUCAUCCAAGGCAAGAGUACGUCCACCGCAGCUCAAGACGGCAUCCAUCUUGAGAGUGCAAGCACGUCGGCUGAUAUCGGCGCGUCUAUCAUGGCUGUCUCGGGCGCGGGCAAACGCGUGUCCGGCGACGUGGCGCUCGCAAGUGGCGCCAACUCGCCCUUGAGUGGCAACGUCACAAUUACGUCGGGGCGCUCGACGGCGUCCGGUGAAGUUCGUGUAACGAGUGCUACAGCAACCGACACAGCGGGGCGGGUGGCAAUCCAAGCCGGUGCGGCCCGUCAAGGUGGCCAAGUGGCCAUCCAAGCGGGUGCGUCGGAUGAAGCCGUCGGAGCGAACGUUGUGAUCCAGUCGGGCGCGAGCGCGAAGCGCACGAGUGGUGAUGUGCGUCUGACGACGACGACCAAUGUGUCUGGUACGGGCAACAUCGACGUGGCCACGGGCGAUGCAACGGGCAACGAUGCCGGCGACAUUCACGUGCGCGGCGGCACGAGCUCCCGUGUCGGUGGGUCGGUAGCGUUGACGGCCGGUGCUGGUGCCAUGGUGCCAGGCCGAUUGUCACUCCAAGGCGGUACCUCGACUGCGUCCAAGGGUGGCGCUAUUGCGAUCAGUUCCGGUGCCAGUGGCCAAGAAAGCGGCAAUGUCGAGGUUGGAACGGGUGCUGGCGCCGAAAGCGGUGCUCUAGAGUUCGUCUCUGGCGUGGGUUCGAUUCGCAGUGGCGACGUGUCUGUUGCUUCGAGUCACGCUCCAGUGACCGGUAACCUCGUCUUGUCGACGGCGCAAGCCACGACAUCGUCUGGGAGUGUGACGAUCGCCGCUGGUCGUGCUCCCAACACCGCUGGAUUUGUACAUGUCUCGGCGGGUGCAAGCUCGUCGAGUUCUGGGGGCGCUAUCAAGCUCGCCGCCGGGUCUAGUCGAGUAAACGCCGGCGGCGCGACGACCAUCGCCGGCGGACAAGGCGAGACUUCUCUCGGAGGAAACGUCCGUGUCGUGGGUGGCGAAGGCCGUCUCGGCGGUGGUGCCGUGCACAUCCUCAGCGGCGGCAGCGAGACGAUCUCGGGCGACGUAAGACUCGCGUCGGCCUCGUCCGAUGCGAGUGGCAACACUUUGGUUACGACUGGUGACGCCAAGGUGUCGUCGGGCACGCUGGCCAUUUCGACUGGCAAUGCAACGACAACCUCCGGCUCGGUGCUCAUCAAGGCGGGUACGAGUGACACCUCCACGGGGCCCACUGUCUCUCUCGAAGCUGGCGGUGGCACCUCAGGUGGCACCCUCGCUCUUCAAAGCGGUGCUGGCCGCCUCGGCGCCUCUGGCGCCGUCGACAUUUCGUCUGCGAUGACUGGUUCUCGUUCUGGCGACGUGCGCUUGAGUUCCGGUGUCCACCGCGAUGCCUCAGGCCAUGUCACGAUCCUAACGGGGUCCUCCGAUGUGGCCUCUGGUGACCUUCAAGUCGCGUCCGGUAACACAACGGGUACCAGCCCUGCUGGCACUGUCAGUAUUGCCGGUGGGCACGGCCCGAACGUCGGUGGUCGUGUUCAAGUUAUCGCGGGCAACGCCGCGACUGCUACAUUCACGUCGGCUUCUACGCGAAGUCACAAGGCGGGUAACGUCCUUGUGGCUGCGGGGUCGAGCAGCGAGACCGAUGGCGGCGCCGACCUUGCGCUUGCAGGUGGUGCCGUUGCAAGCAGCCACGGCGGCGCGCAAGGCGGCGACGCGACAUUGUCGGGCGGCUCGGGGUCGGGAACGGCCUCGGGUGGUACCGUCCGCGUUGCUGGUGGCGCCUCCGAGAGUGCUACAAGUGGAAGCAUCGAUGUGUCAAGCGGUCGCAGCACGAUGCAGUCCGGCGACGCGCGCAUGUCGACAGCAUCGAGCGAUCGCACUGGCUCCGUGGCCAUUUCGAGUGGACACGCCGCGUCGCAGGGCUCGGGCUCCGUGAUUGUGUCGACUGGCGACAGCUCGGCUGCCGUUGGUCUCCUUCAAGUGCGCGCGGGUGCGAGCGCAAGUCAAGACGGUGGUAACGUUACCGUUUUGAGCGGUCGUGGGUCGCUCUCGAGCGGCGCCGUGACCAUAGCGUCCGAGGACUCGACGGCCUCGGGCAACGUGGGCGUGACGACGGGCGGCGCGACGGAUGCCUCGGGCUCUGUCGUCAUCUCGACCGGCGCUUCGCGACGCGCCGACGCGGGCAACGUCGAACUUCUUGCUGGCGAAUCGGGCCUCGGUCGUGGAGGCCGCAUCUCGUUGGUUGGUGGUCGUGGUCUUGUUGACAGCGGCGCCAUCAACCUUGCUUCGGCGUCGGCAUUGAAGACCGGGACGAUCUCGCUCGCAUCCGGCGCGGGCUCGGACGAGUCGGGCGCGAUCGACAUCGUGACGGGCGCGGCUGCGCGGGCGGGCGCUGUCCGCCUCGCCGGCGGCCGUUCGACCCACGAAGGCGGUACCCUUUCUAUUUCCGGCUCGACAUCGGAAACGGCGACUGGCGGCCGUCUAGCGCUCAUGAGCGGCGCGGGGACUGUCAGCGGCGACGUGGACGUUGCAUCGUCGGAAUCCGAGACGAGUGGCUCGCUUCGCUUCAGUUCUGGCAAUGGCGACCAAUCGUCCGGCGAUGUCGUUCUGGCAUCCGGUUUGUCUGCGGCAUCCGGUUCUGUCUUUGUGGCAUCGGGUUCCUCGGAAACAUCUGGCGGUGUCGCGAUGAUGUCGGGUGAAGGGUCACGGUCCGGGACCGUCAACAUCGGUUCGGGCGCGGGUGCCGUGGUGUCGGGCGACAUCGCCGUUGGAUCUGGCGCAAGCGACAACUCGGGCUCGUUGGCCAUUCGCUCUGGCGAAGGCGUUUUGUCUGGCAACGUUGUGGUCUCGUCAGGCCGUGGCUCGCGCGCCUCUGGUAGCGUGGUUGUCCAGUCGGGUGUCUCGCAGACAGCGCCCGGCGAGAUCCGCCUCGCGGUCGGGUCGGAAGGCUCGUCCCUGGUAUUACGCGACGACGGUAUUGUUUUGGCUGCCGGUGCGUUGCCGCAAGGGUCGAACAUUCGCGUCAACGCUGGUGCGGCUUCGGCAGGCGGCGACGGUGGUAUGGUUACGAUCGGCACUGGUGCGGGUACGACGAGCGGUCGUGUGGAAAUCGGCUCCACGAGCGCUGCAUCUACUGGACGUGUCAUUCUUGCGUCUGGAACGGCGCGUGAGGACGCGUCUGGUGCGAUGCACAUUCAGACUGGAUCCAGUGCCGCGGCCUCGGGUGCCGUUCGCAUCGAAAGCGGUGCAAGUACACGUACCGCUGGCGACGUGCUUGUCGCGGGCGGCGUGGGCGACACUACGGGUGGCUCGGUACGCCUCUCAAGUGGCGCAUCCAGUCAACAGGCCGGGACCAUCGCUCUCACGACGGCACCGAGUCGUCUUGGCAGCGAGAUUUCGCUGAUGACAGGCGACGCGUCGAGCGGCAGUGGUGCCAUUCGCCUCACGGCCGGAUCGAGCGACACUCAAGGUGGCGACAUUCUCGCUACGGCCGGUUCAUCGUCGACUGGGACGGCGGGCGCCAUCACGCUGCGUGCUGGGGCCAGCGAUUACAUGGUCGGUGGCAACGCCGAACUUGUGUCCGGUGCCGGCACACGUAGUGGGGACGUGCAUGUUCACAGCCCCCGCAGCGAUCAAACAAGUGGCCAAGUGCGCCUCGCGACGGGAGAGAGCGCCCAUGGAAGUGGCAGUUUGACCUUGCACACUGGUGUCGGUGAAUCCACGGGCGCGAUUCUUGUGGGCUCAGGGAAUGCAACCGCAACGCCGGGCCGCGUCGUAGUUUCCAGUGGUGCGUCUUUGACGAGCAUUGGCGGCGAAACGGCCAUUCUUGGCGGUGCUGGUGUGCGCGGCGGCUCUAUUCGUCUUGCGGCUGGCUCUGGCUCGACCCAUGGUGGUGCCCUCGACUUGCGCAGCGGCAGCUCGGUCGGCGACUCGGGCGAUGUCUCCGUGUCUUCUGCUCAAGAUGCGGCGACCAGCGGCCGCCUCCACCUCGUGAGUGGCGACAGUCAACUUCGCAGUGGCAACGUCACAUUGGCGACGGGAAUGGCGUCUGAAGCGGCCGGCAAUGUUCGUAUCUCUACCGGUGGCUCUGCGACUGGCGGAAACAUUGAACUGUCGACCGGCGCAUCAUCGGGGGCAAGUGGCAGCGUCCGCAUCUCGGCGGCGUCCAAUAUGGCCGCGUACGACGGCAGCAGAAUUGUCCUGCGGAGCGGCGACAGCCGCUCUGCCAUCGGCGGGGACAUUGACGUCCGUACCGGGGCUGGUGCUACCAGUGGCUCGCUUUCCUUGGCAACGGCCGAGUCGGCGAUCAGCGGGGGCAUUACGCUCCAAAGCGGCCAAGCAACCGACGGUCCAUCGGGUACCAUUGCGCUGUCGUCCAGCGACGGCGAUGUGACCAUUGAUGGUCGUCGUGCGCGCAUCUCGACCGUCGACGGGUUGCUGAAUCUAGCGGCAUCUGGCAAGGACGGUGUCGUCUCGCUCGCAACGGAGACGAGCGACAUUACCGUGACCACUGGCGCGUCUGGCGCGAUUACCAUUUCGACGUCCAAGAACGACCGCGGUCGCAGCGGCGAUAUUGCGUUACAGAGCGGUGCAAGCGCUGAUGCCGAAGCGGGCGUGGUGACAGUGCAAGGUGGCAGCGGGCUUCGCGGCGAUGUUCGCGUCUCUGCCGGCAGCGGUGCGAUCCAAGGCGGCAAAGUUGAAAUUGUCUCGGGCGCGGGGCGCGUGGCUUCAUCGAUUGAUAUUGCCGUCGGUCGAUCGGUUCAAGAUGGCGGUAGCUUGCGGCUGACCGCUGGCGCCAGCCACUCUGCAACAGGCGGUGACGUCAUUGUCGCUGCUGGGAGCUCGGAAACACGUGGCGGUCGUGUCCAUCUGGCGAGCGAAUCAAACGGCGGCACGGUCGAUGUUACGUCGGACGGCGAAACGUCUGUCACAGCGGCGACGGUCGCAGUCCAUGCCACUGUUGGUGAUAUUUCCAUGCUGGCUGCGUCGUCGGAUGCAAGCAGCGGCGCCAUCAACCUCAGCGCUGGCAGCAGUCGCAACAUUGGCGGUGCACUCUCGAUCACAAGUGGACAAGGGCGCGUCGGCGGCAACGUUACGAUUCUCAGCGCUGCGUCCAAGACCGCCGGACAGUCCGGGCACAUCUCAGUAUUGUCCGAGGCGUCUUUGGACGCAUCGGGCUCGGUCUCGGUUGCAUCGGGUGACUCCCUCAACACUCGAGCCGGUGCUGUUCACGUGCGAUCUGGUGACAGUAGCGCUGCGGACGGAGCCUCUGUCCAAAUAUCUGCCGGUAGUGCCAAGCGCACUGGUGGGCAGGUGACGCUUCUCGGCGGUGCCGGUCUAACCGGCGGCGACGCGGUGGUCACGAGCGGUGCGGGCGACAUGUCGUCUGGACGCCUCGAUCUCGCGUCGGCGGCGUCGUCGAGCGGCAAGAGCGGCGACGUCCGUUUGCGCUCGGGCUCGUCCAGUGUGCAGUCGGGUCGCGUCGCGAUCGAAACCUCAAAGGGGGCUACCUCGGGCGAUAUCACGCUCGCGGCAGGGUCGGCACAAGGUACGGCUGGCUCGUUGUCGUUGACGACUGGCGACAGCCAACAGCAAGACGGCGGCGCAUUUGUGCUUCAAACAGGUGCAAGCCAGGCGAGCCAAGGCGGCGACGUCGCGAUGGUCACGGGCAAAGGGUCAAGCGGUGACCUUGAGCUCACGACGGGGGCGGGCAAGUCAAGUGGCCGCAUUCGCAUUGUGUCGGGUGCGGCUGCUGACCAAGGUCGCAUCGAACUGCGUGGGCACUCGAUCGACGCGCAAGCCUCGGUGGGCGAUGUGACGCUGAACGCGGGGCGUGGCAUUGCGAUCUCAGGUGGUUCAUCUGGGUUCGGUGGCGACAUUGGCAUCGUGAGUGGUCCAAGUGCCUCAGCAGCAAGCGGUGCCGUGACCGUUUCAUCGGCGGCCAGCGUCCUCGGUUCCGGUGACACAAUCGUCGCAACCGGAUCCAGCCCAGCUGGUGCAUCCGGCUCUCUCGAUCUCCAUGUGGGUGCGUCGGAAACACCUGGUGCACUUCGGCUGACGGGUGCGACGUCGCCCAACGUCGGUGGCCCGAUUGCGGUUGCUGGCGGCGCCGGCAAGGUCGGCGGUGGCGUCUCGAUCAAUGGUGGGCGUGGUAACAUGCACGGCGGCGACGUGUCUGUCAUGUCUGGGGAGGGUGAGCGGCAAUCGGGACGCGUCGUUCUCGCGUCGGCGGCGGCGCGUGGUCCAUCCGGGCCUCUCACGCUGACGUCCGGUGACAGCGCAGACGCGUCGGGUGACAUCACAUUGGCGCCCGGCCGCGUGGUCGACGGCAAAGCGGGUGACACGUCCAUUCAUGGCGGCCACGGACGCUUGGGCGGGUCGAUCAACCUCAGCAGCGGACGCGGUACGGAGCAGCAUGGCGACAUUGCGAUGACCGGCAAGACGGUGCGCACGCGGGCCGACGAUGCAGUGGACGUGACGACGGGAACGUCGUCGCUUUCCAUGUCCUCCAAGGAUGGUCUCUCGAUCAAGAGCUCGAUUGUCGAGGUCAAGAGUGUCAACUUUACGGCGCAUGUCGACGGCCAGUUUGCGGUGGCGCAUACCAACAAGGACGGGUCGCGCAACAUUACGCUGCGCGCACUCCCCGACAUGGUCAUGAGCCACGUGCCCAUCCAAGCCGCGAAGCUAUUGACGCCGUCCGACAGUCGCAUCAAGACCAACAUUGAGAGCUUUGACGAAGAGGACAUUUAUCAACGGCUGCAGAAGCUCGAGCUCAAGUCGUUCAAGUACACAAACGCAUGGAGCAAGAUGAUGGGGCUUUCCAACGAGACGAUUCGCGGUGUCGUUGCGCAGCAAGUCGCCGAGAUUUUCCCAGAGUAUGUGGAUGUCCGCGAGGACUUUCACGUGUCGGACCACGGUGUGCGUGUGGCAAACCUUACGCAGGUCAAUACGCAAGCGAUCGUUCUCGACUUGUUGGCCGCGCUCCAGGCGCAGCAACGUCGACUCGCGCUCGGUGCCAACACGCCGGAUCUCAGCGGUAACUUGGACCUCUCCACUGCCAGCACUGGCGAGUAUUACAACAGUGCGGGUAAAGGCGCAACGGGUAACGUCACCGUCACGACGGGCACGUCGAACGGUGGCAACUCUGGCACCAUCCGCAUUGCGACGGGUGGUGCUCGCUCCGGUGUGGUCGGCUCUGUGCAAAUUGCUGGCGGCAGCAGUGACGUGUCGGCUGGUGGUCGGAUUGAGAUCACUGGCGGCAAUGUGAACCGGGUCGGCAGUGUCGGUGGCGACGUCUUGCUUCGGUCCGGGUCCGGCACGUCAGCGUCAAGUGGCGCGGUCAACAUCACUACUGGAGACGCAGGGACCAGCGGCGACGCUGGCGCCCUCUCCCUUGGCUCGGGAAGCGCGCCUUUGGGCCAAAGCGGCCUCGUGACGCUGUCCAGUGGUGAUGCUCAGGCGGAUGUUGCAGCCAACGUGCGCGUCCUCGCAGGCAGCGGGCGUCGCCAAGGUGGUGCAGUCGAAGUCACCGCUGGGUCAUCGAACGACCGAGUCGGUGGCGCUGUUCGUCUAACGUCGGGUACCGGCAACCAGCAAGUGUCGGGCGACGUCACGCUCAGCAGUGCGUCGUCGACGCACGGGUCAGGCCAGCUCGUGUUCAAGACAGGCGACGCUACGACGGGCCCCGCCGGCCGUAUCAGCCUCUCGACGGGCGCAUCGAGCUCGGGAAGCUCCAUAUCGGUGGCGUCGAGUGGUACAAUGACGCUCGAAACGCGUACGGUGUCGGCGUCGACGGUCCGCAACGACUUGAUUGUUGGUUCCGCGCUGGCAGACAGCGGCGAGUCUGGUGGUGUCUUGCUCUCGGUCGGCGGCUCGCGAUUCGGCGUUGGCGCGCUGUCACUCGUGGGCGGGGCCGGCGUCGCUUCGCCUGGUGGCUCGGUCAUCGUGGCGGCAGGCUCGUCCGUGUCGUCAAGUGGUGGUGUGACGACGGGUCAAGCCACUGUCGCCUCGGGCGACGCGAGAACGGGCGCCUCGGGCGUUGUGUCAGUGCAAACGGGCGACGCGCUUAAAGGUGCCGCCGGCAACCUUCGUCUAGCUGUCGGUGCAAGCGCAAGCAGCGACGGCGGCUCCGUCUCAAUCACGGCAGGCAACACACUGGCAUCACGCGGCGGCCAUGUCAACCUCGUCAGCGGCUUUGGCUCGGAGACCGGCGGCAACGUCUCGCUGACGACUGAAGCGCGAGGCAGUAUCAAUUUGGCCACCGGUCGCAGCACUGGAGCCAAGAGCGGGGACGUCUCGAUUCGUGUGGGCUCAACCUCGAAUGCUGCGGGCGGCAACGUUCAAGUCGCGGCCGGCGAUAGCGAGUCGCUUCAAGGCGGGUCUGUCGUGGUGUCGGCAGGUGCAAGCCAAACAAGAACCGGUGGCGCCGUCGUGCUCUCGUCCGGUGGCAGCCCCAGUGCGUCGACAGGCUCUGUGACCGUUGUGUCUGCCGCGGGCGCGUUGUCUGGUAACAUGACAAUUGCGACGGGUGCCGGUAAGGGCGCAGCGUCCGGUGUGGUUCGCAUUGCAUCCGGCGCUGCUCAAGAUGGUAGUACUGGUACCGUGGUGAUGUCGUCGGGCUCGACGUCCAGUAUGUCGCGAACCACGCGUGCUGGCUCCAUCAACAUUCUCGGCGGUGAUGGUCAAGCUGGGUCGGGUGGUACCGUCACGAUCGGCGCCGGCUCGUCGGCAACACAAGUCGGUGGCAACGUCGUCGUGCAAUCGGGCGCAAGUGGCUCUCGUAACGGCGGGGACGUGGUUCUUGUCACCAAGAACUCGGAACAAGACGGAGCUAGUGGUAGUAUCUCGCUCUCGACGGGCAGCGCCAACAGCACGGUUGGUGACAUUUCCCUUCAGACGGGAUGGUCCUCGGCGGGGCGAGCGGGUGACAUUUCGCUGGCUGUUGGCACGACCCAACACGGUUCGGGUGGUGUGAUUUCGCUGCAAAGCGGCAACUCCACGGCAGAUCGCAGCAGCGGUGGCGACGUUGUCGUGCAAACGGGAUCGGGGCGUAGUCAAACGGGCUCAAUCUCGGCAACCACCAUGUCUGGCAGUGUGGCAACGGGGACGAUCACGAUAGCCUCGGGACAGUCGCUUCGUCAAGCAUCUGGUGCCGUAAGUGUGGCCUCGGGCGGCUCGCGUGGAGCCAACACGGGCAACAUCGAUUUGCGAACGGGUGAUACUCAAAGUCCACAAGCGUCGGCGGGCGACAUCACGCUCCAAGGCGGCGCGUCGGUUGGCACGUCCGGCGGCAGCGUAAUCUUGGCCGGUGGCAGCAGUGAUCUUGGUGUCGGCGGGGCGUUGCUUCUCCAGAGCGGCGUUGGCGUCGGCAACUCCAGCGGUUUGCGGCGACCUCCAGCUCUCUACGGGUGCUUCAUCGAAGGUCAGCGGCUCGAUCUCUUUGGUCUCGGGAAGCUCGCCAACUGGUCAAGCCGUGGUGCCGGGGUUACAGUCGCCGCUGGCGACAGCCUCGUGCAAACCGGUGGCUCCAUCAAUUUGAUGAGCGGGACCGGCGUAGCAUCGUCAAGCGGCAACAUCGCGCUACAGACGGCGCCGUCACUAGCAACCAAGGCCAAAACUCAGUACUCUUCCGGGGCCAUCUCGCUGGCUACUGGCACGAGCGGCUUCGGAACCAGUGGUGGGCUGACGCUCUCGACGGGUCCCGCGACAGGAGGCGCCGGCGGCUCAAUUCUCUUGCAAGUGGGCGAUGGCACGAUUGCAACGGGUGGUAGUGUCCAGGUCAACGCUGGCACUGGCGCUACUACUGGCGGUCUCGUUUCGUUGCAAGGCGGUGUCGGAAGUCUUACCGGCGCCAGCAGCACCGCGACCGGCGGUCAAGUUGUGAUCACGUCUGGCCAAGGCCUUGCAACGUCGAGUGGCGCAAUUUACCUCUCCACGCCGAACUCUGGACCCUCUGGCGUCUCCGGCUUGCUCAGCUUCAGCAGUGGUUCGAGCAACUUGGGGCCGUCUGGUGCUCUACUCUUUGAUACUGGUACCAGCAACCUCGGUGGCGCGUAUCUCUUCAAGCCGGCGCGACAACUGGAGCCGGUUUACAAGGUGGUCUUGUGCAAUUGA
This is a messenger RNA of Saprolegnia diclina VS20, 11814 nucleotides long. RefSeq lists its product as hypothetical. The coding region runs from base 121 to 11814 and encodes 3897 amino acids. The record is from RefSeq and is a predicted model, not a curated record. The transcript is spliced from 9 exons. NCBI's taxonomy places the organism in Eukaryota, Oomycota, Saprolegniomycetes, Saprolegniales, Saprolegniaceae.